Corticium candelabrum is the source of this 522-nucleotide messenger RNA. RefSeq names its product RING-box protein 1A. The coding region runs from base 36 to 362 and encodes 108 amino acids. The transcript has 6 exons. Gene Ontology annotation, biological process: ubiquitin-dependent protein catabolic process; protein ubiquitination. The record is from RefSeq and is a predicted model, not a curated record. Gene Ontology annotation, molecular function: ubiquitin protein ligase activity; cullin family protein binding; zinc ion binding. NCBI's taxonomy places the organism in Eukaryota, Metazoa, Porifera, Homoscleromorpha, Homosclerophorida, Plakinidae. Gene Ontology annotation, cellular component: cullin-RING ubiquitin ligase complex; nucleus.
GCGCGCGUUAGCUAGUCGUGACGUUAUUAUUUAGGAUGGCGUCCAUGGAAGUUGACGCCUCGUCGAGUGCGGGAUCAUCAAAAGGAGAGAAGAAGCGGUUCGAAGUGAAGAAGUGGAACGCGGUCGCUCUGUGGGCAUGGGAUAUAGUUGUAGAUAAUUGCGCCAUCUGUCGUAAUCACAUCAUGGAGUUGUGCAUAGAGUGUCAAGCUAACCAGGCGUCUGCUACUAGUGAAGAGUGUACAGUCGCGUGGGGAGUAUGCAACCAUGCAUUUCAUUUCCACUGUAUUUCACGCUGGUUGAAGACACGUCAGGUUUGUCCACUUGAUAACAGAGAGUGGGAGUUUCAGAAGUAUGGUAGGUGAGGUCUCGAAGAUGAUUGGUAGAGAUCAGACUGAACAUUUGGACUUUCCUGCUUUCUGCCAGAAUGGAUGCUGUAGAAAGUUGUGUACUGGUUUCUGUGUUAGGGACUUAGUUGUGUUGUCAAAUUCUAAACAGUAAAUGUGGUCGUCAAGACCAUGGUCA